AUGGGUCGCAAACCCAACGCGCUCAUCCUCGAGUUCUUUAUUCGAGGCCAGAAACUCGAGGAUGCUAGUAACCGCUACCAGCAUACAUGCAAGGCGUGCGGCGAAAAAUUUCCUAAAGGUCGCAUCGACAGCCUCACUAAUCACCUGGUGAAGAAAUGCCAGGCGAUCCCGCUACGGGACCGACAACGCGUCCUGUUGCGACUCCAUGAAUUGCCAGACCUCGCCGAUGGUGACCAGAACAAAGACCCGAAUGCUACCGGACAGAAUAAGGGAAAGUCGGGCGAUGUGUCCUAUACGACGCGACAAAAUUUCGACGGCCUGAAUGUGUUGGCCGAGGCGUCGAGACAGGUGGGUGCUUCUGACCAGUCCAAGCGGGGAGGUCCUGCUUAUACCCAGUCUGUCACCGUUGGUGGAAAGACUGUGGUCGUUGACCCUGCACUUGAGGCAGAGGGAUUUCAGGGCCACCCUGCUCAGUCUGAGCAGAUGGACGAGGACGUGAAGGUUCCGGUAUCUCCCCAAUCGCCAAACGACGCGACGGCGAUUCUUUCACUCCCUCCUACCGGCUCGCUUGAUCCGACCUCGUCCACUUCUCCGCCACUGCCAGAGACUUCUUUGACUCCCGACCCAAACGCCACUUCUCGGCAGUCACAGCUGUCUAUGAUCGCUGCAUCUGCUAGUGAAAUGGUACCUCACGGCCUCCCGUUGGAUCAUGAUCCUAGCACUGGACUUUCUGACGGUUUGUCUAAGAUGGGUUCUGCAUGGAACCAACAGCUCUCGACUCAGGAACAAUUAUUGUUCGACAGCCUCCAGGAGCAUGAUCCGACGCUGACCGCAGCGACCCAACGCGCCGCCUCUUUUCCUCGUCCCAUCGCAAUGAACCCGAACUCUCAGGCCAAGGGUUUUGUGAACGAGUUUGGUAACUCCACCAAACCGGCUAAGCCCAAGGUUCGUGGUCGGUUUUCUGCAGCUAGACGCAGAGAGGUUCAGGAAGUGAGGAAAAGAGGUGCGUGCAUACGGUGUCGCAUGCUCAAGAAACCUUGCUCUGGGGACAGCCCGUGUACCACCUGCGCUAGCGUCGAAAGCGCACGUCUGUGGAAGCACCCUUGCAUCCGCACUCGUAUUGCGGAGGAGUUUGAAUUGUACAAUGCUAACCUGCACGCAACGUUGGCUUAUCACGAUGUUAGUAGCAUACGAAACCAGAUCAAGUUUGAACACUAUGCAGGACGUAUUGAAGUCACCCAUUUUGAAGAGAGCAUGGUUUUCGUUACCUUCAGUGGGCUCCAGGGCCAUAAGGCAUCGGCCUCAGCACUUGAUCCCCAACUUCAGGGACUUGGUGACGAGACUCAAUUCCAAGGUCCUCUUCAAGAAAUUUACCUACUAGACAGCGACCAAGAUGAUCUACCGGGGAAAAUUGAGAUGUAUAUUAAGAAAACGGCGCCGUUUUUCUACGAGCGCGAGGCCUCCGACGAUUUGUUAUUAGAAAGGGUGCUGGAGUUGUGGGUUGCCACACAUAUUCUGGUUGACGCGGAGCUGCAUUGGAAGACUUUUAGCAAUCCGACGCUACCGCCUGCCUCGUUGCAUUCCCUUGGGCAGACAGCGGAUGAGGGGCGUAUCCCAAUCGACGAGAUUACAAACGCUGAGUCUUACGCAUUGUUGUGCGGCCAGUUGCGAUCUGCAACCGAGAAGCGAGCAGCGUCACUAAGCAAGUCGGUGAUGAACGACCUGGAGCGGAGGCUGCUCCAGCGUCAGCAGAGCGGCUGGUUUGAGACCUUCCUAGUUUCUCUCAUUCUUUUGAACUGUGUAGAGAGGACCUGCUGGCUGUUCCGAUCCUGGGAUGAUGAGAACUUUGCACAGCGGUGGCCGCUUGACAAGCGCCCUCCAUACUAUGCGACGCAGGGUGACCGCUUCUCGGAUAUAUUGCACAUGUUGUUGAAGAUGCGCAGUCUACCACCCAAGGCGACCCCGCUGCCGGACGGCGGAAUCUUGAAGGCCGUGGACGGUAGCGAUGAGAACGCGAUUCGCUGGUUCGAGAUGAUUAAAAUUUCCCCACUUUUCCUUGAACAGCGCCAAACUGCAGGAUUCGACCCGACUGAUUCUCGGUCGCUUGACUUCCGUUACGGGGCGAAGCUGCUGCCGCCUGCGAAUGUGUAUGCAUGA
Aspergillus versicolor CBS 583.65 is the source of this 2157-nucleotide messenger RNA. RefSeq lists its product as uncharacterized. NCBI's taxonomy places the organism in Eukaryota, Fungi, Ascomycota, Eurotiomycetes, Eurotiales, Aspergillaceae. The transcript is spliced from 6 exons. Gene Ontology annotation, biological process: regulation of DNA-templated transcription. The coding region runs from base 1 to 2157 and encodes 718 amino acids. Gene Ontology annotation, molecular function: zinc ion binding; DNA-binding transcription factor activity, RNA polymerase II-specific. The record is from RefSeq and is a predicted model, not a curated record.